This is a messenger RNA of Sugiyamaella lignohabitans, 1581 nucleotides long. RefSeq lists its product as uncharacterized. The record is from RefSeq and is a predicted model, not a curated record. Gene Ontology annotation, biological process: protein phosphorylation. NCBI's taxonomy places the organism in Eukaryota, Fungi, Ascomycota, Dipodascomycetes, Dipodascales, Trichomonascaceae. Gene Ontology annotation, molecular function: protein kinase activity. The transcript has a single exon. Bases 1 to 1581 code for a protein of 526 amino acids.
AUGAUGCCUGGAUCCAGCGAUGGCGAGAGUAGCAAGACAAGAUCAAGUACUAGUAGUGGUGGUACCAUUCAUCGCGAAUAUGAUAACUCAAAAGAUUUCUAUCCUAUAAACCUCGAGGCAGUAGCAGAUCUGUCACUUUAUUACCGACUCAGCCAGAAAAAAGCAGCACCGUGUAGAAUCAAUCGCGCGACCAACUGGAAUUCAUUUUACGAUAUGAUUCUUUACAACCUGCUUACCGUACCUGGCACGAAGUCGGAAAAAAAUGACUUUUUCACCGACCGAGGAUUCUCGUGGGUUGAAUCAGGAAAGCAGGGGGUUGAUGAAGUUAUGAGAUUUGUAACUACGGCAGCAGUAGAAAUCUUAAAGGACAAAGGAAUCCAUGUCACAUUUUCACAGCUACCAGGUAUUGAACAAAUAGGUAAGCCCUCUAUGUCACUUUUUACCAACAUUAGUCCUUGUCACCGCCCCUUAUUAGUCGGACUGCAUUAUAUUUAUGAACACUACCCGAUGAUAUCAACUGACGUGUGUUUCAACAUGCACAUAGAGGAUUGCGAAAACGACAGUCGCAAGUUUAGCGAUGAUUAUCCUAGUUAUAUUAGCAGAAUUCGAGAGCUUUACUCUCAUAUGCUUUUGAAUAAUCUCCGCUAUGGAUACAUUUCUACUGGUUCUUUUACUAGGUUCAUCAGAAGGACUGAAAUAGAAUCCUGCAUUGAAAUUUCUCCCGCAAUUCCCCUUCAAGCGUCAAAGCCUUAUACUAUAGCUGAGAUUUUUGCCGCUGUAUCCAGACAGUGUAUUGUCGGAGACUUUGGCGAUACCAAUAUCAGGAACGACUACUACCUUGAGCAUGAACAGAAUACAUUUGAAUUUCAACCGGAAACCUUGCCUGAACCAGAUAUCUUUAGCUUGAAAAAGCGCGACCCUACGAUUCCUGGUAAAACAAAGUGGUGGAGGGUAAAGAGGCAGAGAGAUAUAAUAUUUAGACUCAAAUUUCUUAAACCGAACCAGCCACUUCCUCUGAAUAGCGAGCAGCCCUAUAAAUGGGGUAUCAGCUUUGGUGUCAUAACUAUGAUACCACCAGUACCUAUCUCUCCAGAGUCACCAGGGACAGGACUACCUCUUGAUAUAACAUGCCCCGCAGUCUUAAAAUGUUGUAAUUACAAGGCCGAAGAAAGCCCAGAGAGGUUGUGUGCUUUAGCACGAGAAGCAUCCAUGUACGAAUAUCUCGAGUGGUGUAAAAUAGAAAGUGUUCCAAGACGCUACAUCUAUGGUGACGUCCUGGGAUUUCUAAAAAUCUUAGCUUUGGAACCCGUGGGUCGUUCAAUAAGACCAAGUGAUAUAAAUGGAGCAGUUAUUGAUAAGAUGAAAGCAGCGACGUCAGAACUCCAUCGCCAUAAAAUCUUACAUCACGACAUACGCCUAUCCAACUACUGUAUUGAUGACGACAAACGUAUCCGAAUUAUUGGCUUUUCAAAAGCCAAGCGCUACCACAACCUUUACGACAUUGCAAUUCAGCAUGAGAUGAAUGCCUUGGAAGAUAUCAUAACCGAAGGGCUGGCCGCUGCCAGCGAGGUUUCUGAGUAA